Opisthorchis viverrini is the source of this 201-nucleotide messenger RNA. RefSeq lists its product as hypothetical. The coding region runs from base 1 to 201 and encodes 66 amino acids. The record is from RefSeq and is a predicted model, not a curated record. NCBI's taxonomy places the organism in Eukaryota, Metazoa, Platyhelminthes, Trematoda, Opisthorchiida, Opisthorchiidae. The transcript is spliced from 2 exons.
AUGUCAUUUAUUGAACAAGAUAAGCGUGAUAAGGUCAUACUACUGACAAGCACGGCAAAACACGGAGUCAAAAGGCAGAGAAGAGAAGCGCUUGUACAGAGCUUUUCAAAGAAACGAAUACUCAUUAGGCGGACUCUGGGAAAACCCAAUUUGACCAACCCUACAUCACAAGGAGAAGACAAACGGAUCACACUUCCAUAA